AUGUUGAUGCUACUCGAGACGCCGGCCGGCUACGGCCUAUUUAAAUUAACGAACGAUAAAAUGUUAGAAUGCAGCGCGGAAGAAGUUUAUAAAUACUUUGAAGACUCAGAUACGGCAAAAUCAUCUGUAUGUUUGAAGUCAUUCAUGAAGUUUAAAAAUAGCGAAGAUGCCGUGAAAGAAGCAAACUGUUUGAUAGAGUCCCGAUUGGGAAAAGGUCUCCGUAAAUUCCUGACCAAGAAUAUUCUGAACAAGUCCUUGACUGAUGAGUUGGCAAUUUGUGACAAGGCUCUGGGGAUGGAAAUCCAGAACAAGCUGAACAUAAACGUCUGCUUCAACCCGAAGACUAGUGAAAUAAUUCGUGGACUUCGUAUGCAGUUCCAUGAGCUUGUAACUGGGCUUUCAGAAGAGGACACAAGGUCUAUGGCACUCAGUUUAUCGCAUUCUUUGACCAGAUUUAAGCUUAAAUUCAGCCCUGACAAGGUCGAUGUCAUGAUAGUUCAGGCUAUAGGCCUGUUAGACGACCUAGAUCGAGAAGUCAACAAGUUUGGAAUGAGACUUAAGGAGUGGUACGGUUGGCACUUUCCAGAGCUUGACAAAAUCGUGUCAGAUAAUCUUUUGUACGCCAAAGUAGUAAAAAUGAUAGGUAUGCGGGAAAACGCUAAAAAUGCUAAACUCUCUGAUUUACUGCCUGAUGAUGUUUGCAAGGAGAUUUUACAGGCAUCUGAGAUUUCGAUGGGCAGUGAGAUUUUUAAGGACGAUUUGGAGUCUAUUACUGAACUUGCAACUAGACUCGAGGAGCUUCUGGAAUACCGACAAACUUUGGAGCAGUACCUCAAGUAUCGCAUGAAUGUGAUUGCACCUAAUCUCACUUACAUGGUAGGUGAGCUUAUUGCCGCCAGGUUGCUUUCUCAUAGUGGUUCACUAAUGAAUCUAGCUAAGCACCCUGCUUCUACUGUCCAGAUCCUUGGUGCUGAAAAGGCUCUUUUCAGGGCCCUUAAAACAAGGUCUAACACUCCCAAAUACGGCAUAAUAUACCAUGCUGGUCUCGUAGGACAGACUUCUCCAAAACAUAAGGGUAAAAUCUCUAGAAUUCUUGCAGCUAAGCUCGCUCUCUGUGUGAGGGUCGACGCGCUUGGAGAAUCUGACAAGCCCACAGUUGCUCUUGAAAAUAAAAAAUAUGUUGAAAAUAAAUUAGUACAAUUACUUUCCGAUGGGAAUCAGAAGCGUAAACUUUUUAAGCCGACCUUUAACAAUGACAAAAAAAGAAUAUUAAGGAGUGGUUAUAAGCUCAGGAGCGUCAUUAGGCUGAGUGCCAGAAGCUUGGGAGCAGUCAUAAACGAUCCCUUGGUAGUUUUCUGUUUGGCUCCUUGCUGUGUUUGGCCUUGUGUUUCUCCAUCACUUUGGGCUUGCUCUCCAGUAUUGGUUUCUCCUUCGGAUUCAGGACUUUUGGGUUCAAUGAGAGGUUCCUUUUCAGGAGUGCUUUCAGAUUGA
Theileria annulata is the source of this 1491-nucleotide messenger RNA. RefSeq names its product nucleolar protein nop5, putative. Gene Ontology annotation, molecular function: snoRNA binding. The coding region runs from base 1 to 1491 and encodes 496 amino acids. Lineage: Eukaryota; Apicomplexa; Aconoidasida; Piroplasmida; Theileriidae. Gene Ontology annotation, cellular component: small-subunit processome; box C/D methylation guide snoRNP complex. The transcript has 3 exons. The record is from RefSeq and is a predicted model, not a curated record.